UCACUUUCUACUGCACUCUCUCUCUCUCACACACACAUCUACAGGAGACAGAGAGCCAACUGCCAUACCCAUCUCUAUCUCUCAUCACUCAUUUUAGCUUCCAUAUCAAGCUCUGUGUUUUCUCCAGUGAAAUCGUUCAUACCAUAUUUUGGGUCUUAUUUCUGGGAGCAAGAUUAAAGCUUUAAGUGCAGCAGCUUUUUCUAUGUUCAUGUAGAGUCAAUAAAGCAAAAGAUCUUUCGCAGAAGCGAAUGAGUGAAAAAGUUUCCAUCUUUGUCUACAAAUCGAGGGCAAUCUUGAUUUUCCAUUGAUGAUUCUGCGCGAAACCCAUGACGAAUUUCCAAUGGCUGAAGCAGAUAGCGAGCACGCAGACCAAGCUGGAGAGGAGGCUGUCGCUGGGGGAGUACAGGAGAGCGAUUUCAUGGUCGAAAUACCUGAUUUCCUCCGGAGCAGAGAUCAAGGGCGGAGGUGAGGAGGAAUGGAGCGCCGACAUGUCGCAGCUCUUCAUAGGCAACAAAUUUGCCUCUGGGAGGCACAGCAGGAUUUACAGAGGCGUCUACAAGCGCAGAGAUGUGGCGAUUAAGCUCAUCAGCCAGCCUCAGGAAGAUGGGGAUUUGGCUGCAUUUCUCGAGAAGCAGUUCACUUCUGAAGUUGCUCUCUUGUUCAGGCUCAGACACCCCAACAUCAUCUCUUUUAUUGCAGCAUGUAAGAAACCACCAGUGUUUUGUAUCAUCACAGAGUAUUAUCCGGGUGGUUCCCUCAGAAAAUACCUGCACCAGAAAGGACCGUAUUCGCUUCCUCACGACCUUGUGCUGAAGUUGUCGCUCGACAUUGCACACGGUAUGCAGUAUCUUCAUGCAAAGGGGAUUCUCCAUCGAGAUCUUAAAUCUGAGAAUCUUCUGCUUGAUGAGGAUAUGUGUGUCAAGGUAGCGGAUUUUGGUAUAUCGUGUCUGGAAACACAAUGUGGCAGUGCCAAGGGAUUCACAGGCACUUAUCGUUGGAUGGCUCCGGAAAUGAUCAAGGAGAAACACCACACGAAGAAGGUCGACGUUUACAGCUUUGGCAUUGUAAUGUGGGAGCUGCUAACCGCCUUGGUACCAUUCGACGACAUGACCCCAGAACAAGCCGCAUUUGCAGUGUGCCAAAAGAAUGCAAGGCCGCCACUGCCUUCUACGUGCCCUACAGCAUUCAGCCGUCUCAUCCGGCGUUGCUGGUCGGGCAAUCCAGACAAGCGGCCUCAUUUUGAUGAGAUUGUGAGCACGCUCGAGAGCUACACGGAGGCUCUAGCGCGAGACCCAGAAUUCUUUACCUCGCACGAGCCAUCGGAGGGAUACACCCUUGCAAGAUGCAUUCCGAAGUGCAUUGCCACUCGUCGAUACCCGUCACUAGGGACAUGAGGUCCUGGACGAUCAGGUCUGAUGCUAAAUGCACUGUAGUGGUUUUUCUCAUGUUAGGGAUGAGUUUGAUUUGUAAUUUGAGGUGCAAUUGAUGGCCUCAACAUCCAUUUAGCUUUUCCCUAAUUUUUCUUUCUUCUA
Molecule: messenger RNA, 1532 nt
Organism: Salvia hispanica
Lineage: Eukaryota; Viridiplantae; Streptophyta; Magnoliopsida; Lamiales; Lamiaceae
Product: serine/threonine/tyrosine-protein kinase HT1-like
Biological process (GO): protein phosphorylation
Molecular function (GO): ATP binding; protein serine/threonine kinase activity
Source: RefSeq, a predicted model, not a curated record